Molecule: messenger RNA, 1044 nt
Organism: Sphenostylis stenocarpa
Lineage: Eukaryota; Viridiplantae; Streptophyta; Magnoliopsida; Fabales; Fabaceae
Source: the annotation of a GenBank genome assembly
AUGUCGAAUUUCCUGAGCAACAAUAAUCCGAACCCUAACAAGUCUUUCGAGGUGAAUCAGCCUCCCACUGAUUCCGUCUCCAGUCUCAGUUUCAGUCCCAAAGCCAACUUCCUCGUCGCCACUUCCUGGGACAAUCAGGUUCGUUGCUGGGAGGUAGCACGGAAUGGAGUAAAUGUAGCCACUGUUCCCAAGGCUUCUAUAACGCACGAUCAUCCAGUUUUGUGCUCUACAUGGAAAGAUGAUGGCACAACUGUAUUCUCUGGUGGAUGUGAUAAGCAAGUGAAGAUGUGGCCUCUAUUAUCCGGAGGCCAAGCAAUGACUGUUGCCAUGCAUGAUGCACCCAUCAAAGAAGUUGCUUGGAUUCCUGAAAUCAACCUUUUAGUCACAGGAAGCUGGGACAGGACUCUGAAAUACUGGGAUACAAGGCAGUCAAAUCCAGUGCACACACAGCAACUUCCAGAGCGCUGCUAUGCUAUGACAGUGAGACAUCCUCUGAUGGUCGUUGGCACUGCUGAUAGAAAUCUUAUUGUUUACAACUUGCAAAAUCCUCAGGUUGAAUUCAAGAGAAUUGUUUCACCCUUAAAGUAUCAAACGAGGUGCCUUGCUGCCUUCCCUGAUCAACAAGGUUUCUUGGUCGGAUCAAUAGAAGGAAGAGUUGGGGUGCAUCAUUUGGAUGAUAGUCAGCAGGGUAAAAACUUCACUUUUAAAUGCCACAGAGAGGGGAAUGAAAUAUACUCAGUCAACUCUUUGAACUUCCAUCCUAUACACCACACAUUUGCAACUGCUGGUUCGGAUGGUGCUUUCAAUUUUUGGGAUAAGGAUAGUAAACAGAGGCUCAAGGCCAUGCUGAGAUGCAGCCAACCUAUUCCUUGCAGUAGCUUCAAUAGUGAUGGUUCAAUAUUUGCUUACUCAGUCUGCUAUGACUGGAGUAAAGGGGCAGAAAAUUCUAAUCCUGCAACAUCAAAGACCUACAUUUUCCUACACUUGCCUCAGGAAUCUGAGGUCAAGGGCAAACCACGCAUUGGUGCUACUGGCAGAAAAUAG